This is a messenger RNA of Oryzias melastigma (Indian medaka), 10465 nucleotides long. It is a transcript of the gene htt, whose product is annotated as huntingtin. Lineage: Eukaryota; Metazoa; Chordata; Actinopteri; Beloniformes; Adrianichthyidae. Gene Ontology annotation, cellular component: cytoplasm; nucleus. The record is from RefSeq and is a predicted model, not a curated record.
UCCGUGAGGCUUUCGCAAAUGCCACUUCCUGGUGUGAUUGGUCGGAGAAAAACGUCGUUGCAUCAAAGAUGGCAUAUUUUAAACCCGCUUUCACUUCAUUUUGUAACAGUACUGGAACAAAUUGAGAGACGUUUUGCAGUAAGAGGCGCGGGGGGCGGGGGGUAGCCGCUCGUUGCGCUGGACAUCUCUAGUUGUCAGUGCUGUGCUAGCUAAUUAGCGCAGAUAGUAAAUAUUAGCUUGUGGAGAAAGCCCACUCAUUGUAAAUAACUAAAAUGGCUACCAUGGAGAAACUUAUGAAGGCCUUUGAGAGUCUGAAGUCGUUCCAACAACAGCAGGGACCGCCGACUGCCGAGGAACUAGUCCAGAAACAGAAAAAGGAGCAAGCCACAACGAAAAAGGACAGAGUGACCCACUGCCUGACCAUAUGUGAAAACAUUGUUGCCCAGUCGCUGAGAACGUCUCCAGAGUUUCAGAAGCUGCUUGGCAUCGCCAUGGAGAUGUUUCUGCUUUGCAGCGAUGACGGCGAGUCUGACGUCCGGAUGGUGGCUGACGAGUGCCUGAACAAAAUCAUCAAAGCGCUGAUGGACUCUAACUUACCCAGGCUGCAGCUGGAGUUGUACAAAGAAAUUAAAAAGAAUGGUGCCUCUCGGAGUCUGAGGGCGGCUUUGUGGAGGUUUGCCGAGCUGGCCCACCUCAUCCGGCCGCAGAAAUGCAGGCCAUACCUGGUCAACCUGCUGCCGUGCCUCACCCGCAUCACCAAGCGGCAGGAGGAAACCGUGCAGGAGACCCUGGCUGCAGCAACGCCCAAAAUCAUGGCUGCGCUUGGACACUUUGCGAAUGAUGGGGAGGUCAAGCUGCUGCUGAAGUCGUUUGUUGCCAACCUGAAAUUCAGCUCCCCCACCAUUAGACGGACGGCAGCCAGCUCCGCCGUCAGCGUAUGCCAACACUCCAGACGUGCCAGCUACUUCUAUACCUGGCUGCUGAAUGUGCUGCUGGGUCUGCUGGUUCCAGUCGACGAGGAACAUCCCAGUCAUCUGAUUCUGGGGGUGUUGUUAACUCUACGCUACAUGAUGCCUCUACUGCAGCAGCAAGUCAACACUACCAGCCUGAAAGGAAGCUUUGGGGUCAUGAGGAAGGAGGCAGAUGUUCAGCCAACACCUGAGCAGAUGCUACAGGUGUACGAGCUGACCCUACACUACACGCAGCACUGGGAUCACAACGUGGUCACGGCGGCUCUGGAGCUCCUGCAGCAGAUGUUCAGGACACCGCCGCCAGAGCUCCUCCACCUGCUCAUCACAGCGGGCAGCAUUUCUCACGCCACCGUUUUUCGCCAAGACAACGAAAGCCGCGCCCGCUCUGGCAGCAUCCUGGAGCUCAUUGGUCCUCGAUGGCAGUGAAAGUCAGUACUCGGGGAUGCAGAUUGGAACACUACAGGAUGAAGAAGAUGAAGGAACAGCAUCGUCCUCGCAGGAGGAACCCUCUGAACCGUUCCUGCCAUCGGCUCUUGCUCUGAGCAAACCUCAUCUCUUUGAUGGCCGAGGUCACAACCGACAGGGUUCUGACUGCAGCGUGGACCGCUUCAUUCCCAAAGAUGAGCCUGCUGAGACAGAACCUGACAUUAGGGUAAAGCCGUCACGAAUCAAGGGCCCAAUCGGACAUUACACAGACCAGGAGGCGGAGCCACUCGUGCACUGUGUCCGACUGCUUGCUGCCUCCUUCUUGCUGGCAGGGGAAAAACACGAUUUGAUCCCAGACAAAGAGGUGCGCGUCAGUGUGAAGGCCUUGGCGUUGAGCUGCGUCGGAGCUGCAGCUGCUCUGCAUCCCGAAGCUUUCUUCAACUCCCUCUACCUGGAGCCGCUGGAUGGUGUUCCCUUACACGACCAACAGUACAUCAGUGACGUCCUGGACUUCAUCUCCCACGGGGACCCUCAGAUCAGGGGGGGCACGGCCAUCCUCUGCGGAGCCGUUUUACAGGCCGCGCUCACCAAAACCCGUUACAACAUCAGCUCUUGGCUGGCCAGUGUGCAGAGUGCAACAGGUAACCCUCUGUCCCUGGCCGACUUGGUGCCUUUAAUUCAGAGAACUCUAAAGGACGAGUCUUCGGUCACCUGUAAGAUGGCUUGCGCAGCAGUGAAGCAUUGCAUCAUGACUCUGUGCAGCAGCACCCUGAGUGAGCUGGGCCUGCAGCUUGUCAUAGACCUCUUCUCUCUGAGGGACUCCUCCUACUGGCUUGUUCGCACUGAACUCCUGGAAACCUUAGCAGAACUAGACUUCAGAUUGAUAAGUUUCUUAGAGAGAAAAAGCUACAUUUUACACAAAGGAAGCCAUCACUACAUGGGGAGACUGCAGCUCCAAGACAGAGUCCUGGACGACGUGUUCAUCCGUCUGUUGGGCGAUGAUGAUCCGAGAGUGCGGCAUGUGGCUGCAUCCGUCAUUAGCAGAGUGGUUCCACGGUUGUUCUUUGACUGCGACCAAGGCCAGGCCGACCCUGUGGUGGCGAUUGCCAGGGACCAGAGUUCAGUCUACCUUCAGCUGCUCAUGCAUGAGACCCAGCCUCCCUCCCAGUUCACCGUUAGCACCAUCACCAGGACGUACCGAGGCUACAACCUGUCCAACGUGGUGUCUGAUGUCACGCUGGAGAACAACCUGUCCAGAGUUGUUACCGCCGUCUCUCAUGCAUUCACGUCCUCUACCUCCAGAGCGCUAACGUUUGGCUGCUGUGAGGCUCUGAGCCUCUUGGCGUCAAAAUUUCCCGUCUCCACAUGGAGUACAGGCUGGCACUGUGGCUACGUUGGCUCCAGCAGCAGCGCCUCCUCCCGUUCCGGCCUCAGCCGCAGCAGAGGAAGAGCCCUCAGUUUGUCGCAGUCCAGCAACACUCCGUCUGCUGCUGCGUCUUCGACUCCAGCAGACGUGGAGCGUCGGACCCUGACUGUGGGGAUGGCCAACAUGGUGCUCUCCUUACUGUCUUCAGCCUGGUUUCCACUAGACCUUUCUGCACAUCAAGAUACACUUUUACUCUCGGGGAACCUGAUAUCUGCUGUAGCUCCAAAAUGUUUGCGCAACCCCUGGGCUGGAGAAGAGGAGUGUGGUGGUGGAAACACUGCUGCUGGCCCAAAUAAAGUGGAGGAACCCUGGGCGGCGCUGUCGGAGCGUGGCCUGGUCAGCAUGGUGGAGCAGCUGUUCUCACACCUGCUGAAGGUCCUCAACAUCUGUGCCCACGUGCUGGACGAUACACCACCAGGACCAGCAGUGAAGGCGGCUCUUCCGUCCCUGAGCAACACACCUUCUCUCAGUCCCAUCCGUAGGAAAGGGAAGGAAAAGGAGGCUGCUGAGCCCAACGCUGGCCCCAUGAGUCCAAAGAAAAGCACCGAGGUCAACACAGGCAGACCCCCAGAAGGCUCAGGGUCAACUGUGGUCAACAAAUCCACCAGUCUAGGAAGUUUCUACCACCUGCCUCCUUAUCUUAAGCUCUACGAUGUCCUAAAGGCCACACACGCCAACUAUAAAGUAACGCUGGAUCUCCACAGUCAGGAGAAGUUUGGAGGUUUCCUUCGUGCCACCUUAGAUGUUCUGUCUCAGCUGCUGGAGCUCGCAACUCUGCACGACAUUGGGAAGUGUGUUGAGGAAAUUCUGGGGUACCUGAAGUCCUGCUUCUCCAGGGAACCCACCAUGGCCACUGUCUGUGUGCAGCAGCUGUUGAAGACCCUGUUUGGGACCAACCUGGCCUCUCAACACGAAGGUAUUCUGAGUGGACCCAGCCGCUCUCAGGGCAAAGCUCUCCGUCUGGGCUCCUCCAGCCUGCGACCAGGCCUUUACCACUACUGCUUCAUGGCUCCGUACACGCACUUCACUCAGGCCCUGGCUGACGCCAGUCUCCGAAACAUGGUGCAGGCCGAGCAGGAGCAGGACGCGUCUGGAUGGUUUGAUGUCAUGCAGAAAGCGUCCAACCAGCUGAGGUCCAACAUAGUAAAUGCCACACGACACAGAGGAGAUAAGAAUGCCAUCCACAACCACAUUCGACUGUUUGAGCCGCUGGUGAUCAAAGCCCUGAAGCAGUACACCACCAGCACCUCUGUGGUGCUGCAGAGACAGGUGCUGGACCUGCUCGCACAGCUGGUGCAGCUCCGAGUCAACUACUGUCUGCUGGACUCUGAUCAGGUGUUCAUCGGUUUUGUUCUGAAGCAGUUCGAGUACAUUGAAGUGGGACAGUUCAGAGAUUCUGAGGCCAUCAUUCCCAACAUUUUUUUCUUCCUGGUGCUGCUGUCCUAUGAGCGGUACCACUCCAAGCAGAUCAUUAGCAUUCCUAAAAUCAUCCAGCUGUGUGACGGCAUCAUGGCAAGCGGCAGGAAGGCUGUCACACAUGCCAUCCCGGCCUUGCAGCCCAUAGUUCACGACCUGUUCAUCCUACGGGGCUCCAACAAAGCCGAUGCAGGCAAGGAGCUGGAGACGCAGAAGGAGGUGGUGGUCUCCAUGCUGCUCAGACUCAUCCAACACCACCAGGUGUUGGAGAUGUUCAUCCUGGUGCUGCAGCAGUGUCACAAAGAGAACGAGGAUAAGUGGAAGAGGCUCUCCAGGCAGAUCGCUGAUGUCAUACUUCCUAUGAUUGCCAAGCAGCAGAUGCAUCUGGACUCCCCUGAAGCGUUGGGAGUGCUGAACACUCUGUUUGAGAGUGUGGCCCCCUCCUCCCUCAGACCUGUAGACAUGCUCCUCAAGAGCAUGUUCACCAUCCCAGCCACCAUGGCCUCGGUCGCCACCGUCCAGCUGUGGGUGUCUGGCAUCCUGGCUGUGCUCAGGGUGUUGAUCUCUCAGUCCACCGAGGACAUCGUUCUGUCCCGCGUCCACGAACUCUCCCUCUCUCCUCACCUCCUGUCCUGCCACACCAUCCGCCGCCUGCAGCAGCAGAGCCCCGCCCACUGUGAGCUGCCUGCUGCUGAAGCACCUUCUAACCAGGAAACUAAUGGAGAGGCGCAGAAAGCUCCACCAGAGGAAACCUUUGCUCGGUUCCUCCUUCAGCUGGUCGGUGUUUUACUUGACGACAUUUCCAGUAGGCGGGUGAAGGUGGAAAUUACGGAACAGCAGCACACCUUCUACUGCCAGCAGCUGGGCACGCUGCUCAUGUGUCUGAUCCAUGUCUUCAAAAGUGGCAUGUUUCGUAGGAUCACAGCGGCAGCCAGCCGUCUCCUGAAGGCCGAGAGCGCUCCUGAAGCAAACUUCUUUUACACCUUAGAGGGGCUGAACAGCAAGGUCCAGUGCCUCAUAACCACCCACCCUCCUCUGGUUCUGCUGUGGUGCCAGGUCCUCCUCAUCAUUAACUACACCAACUACAGCUGGUGGGCGGAGGUUCAUCAGACACAGAGACGCCACAGCCUCUCCUCCACCAAGCUGCUGAGCCCCCACUCCUCAGCGGAAGGUGAAGAGGAGAGCUCUGAGUUCCGGUUAGCCGUGGUGAACAGAGAGAUCGUACGCAGAGGAGCCUUAAUCCUCUUCUGUGACUAUGUGUGCCAGAAUCUUCACGACUCGGAGCACCUGACCUGGCUGAUUGUCAAUCACGUGCGUGACCUCAUCGCCCUCUCCCAUGAGCCUCCAGUUCAGGAUUUCAUUAGCGCUGUCCACCGCAACUCAGCUGCCAGCGGCCUCUUCAUCCAGGCCAUCCAGUCUCGCUGUGACGACCUCACCGCUCCCACCACUCUGAAGAAGACUCUGCAGUGUUUGGAAGGCAUCCACCUCAGUCAGUCUGGGUCUCUGCUGAUGCUGUAUGUGGACAAACUGCUCUGCACUCCUUUCAGAGUUCUGGCUCGCAUGGUGGACACGCUGGCGUGUCGCCGAGUGGAGAUGCUGCUGGCUGAGACUCUGCAGAACAGUAUAGCCCAGCUUCCUGUGGAGGAACUGGACAGGAUCCAGGAGUACCUCCAGACCAGUGGACUGGCUCAAAGGCAUCAGAGGUUCUACUCCCUGCUGGACAGGUUCCGAGCAACUGUUGCCAACACCAGAAGCCCCGUGCCUCCAGUGACAUCACACCCAUUAGAUGGGGAUCCGCCCCCUUCCCCUGAGCAGGUGGUUGCUGAUAAGGAAUGGUACGUGGCUCUGGUGAAGUCCCAGUGUGGUCUGCGUGGAGACGUGUCCCUCUUUGAGACAACAGAGCUCCUCACCAAGCUACCUUCUGCUGACCUGUUAAACAUCAUGAGCCGAAAGGAUUUCAACCUCAGCUUGUUGUGUCCAUCCAUGAGCGUGGGGGUUCAGAGACUGACGCGAGGUCAGGGCUCUCUUCUGUUGGAGACGACCUUACAGGUCACACUAGGGCAGCUGGCAGAGGUCACCGGGUCCCUUCCUGCCCCACACCAGUCCUUCCUGCCUCCAGCUGACCCCCAGCCAUACUGGGAGCAGCUAGCUGCUCUGUAUGACAAAGCAGGUUUCUACUCCAGGGUUUUGGCGCUCUGCAGAGCGCUGUCCCAGUAUUUACUGAAAGUGAGCCAGCUGCCUUCAUCACUGCAAAUUCCUUCAGACAAGGAGCACCUCAUCACCACCUUCACCUGCACCUCCACUGAGGUCGUGGCGUGGCGCCUGCUCCACAACCGGCUGCCCUUGAGUGUCGACCUGCAGUGGGCCAUGUCCUGUCUGUGUCUGGCCCUGCAGCAGCCCUGUGUCUGGAACAAGCUGUCCACCCCAGAGUACACCACCCAGACCUGCUCCCUCAUCUACUGCCUACGCCUCAUUAUUGUUGCAGUGGCUGUGAGUCCAGGUGACCGCCUGCUGCAUGCAGAGAAGAGACCGGCGGGACACAAAGACCCUGAUGGAGAUGAUGUGGACUCGGGGAGUGCCAACAACCCGUGCGAGUGGCGGGCGUGUGAGAUCAUGGCAGAGCUGGUCGAAGGGCUGCAGAGCACCCUCUCCUUGGGUCACCCCAAAAACUCUGCCUUCCCCGCUUUUCUCACCCCAACAUUGCGCAACGUCAUCAUCAGUCUGUCCCGGCUGCCGCUGGUCAACAGCCACACCCGAGUGCCGCCGCUGGUUUGGAAACUGGGCUGGUCCCCCCAGCCAGGAGGAGAAUUCGGCACCGCUCUGCCCGAGAUCCCUGUGGACUUCCUGCACGAGAAGGAUGUCUUCAGAGAGUUCCUGUACCGCAUCAACACUCUGGGCUGGAGCAGCAGGACUCAGUUUGAGGAGACCUGGGCCACUUUGCUGGGGGUGCUGGUCACCCAGCCCAUAACAAUGGACCAGGAGGAGGAGACGCAGCAGGAGGAGGACCUGGAGCGUACCCAGCUCAACGUGCUGGCAGUGCAGGCCAUCACCAGCCUGGUGCUGAGUGCCAUGACCCUGCCCACUGCCGGGAACCCGGCCAUCAGCUGUCUGGAACAGCAACCCCGCAACAAAAGCCUCAAAGCCCUGGAGACACGGUUUGGGAGGAAACUGGCGGUAAUACGAGGGGAGGUGGAGAGAGAGAUUCAGGCUCUGGUGUCAAAGAGAGACAACAUUCACACGCACCACCCAUACCACGCCUGGGACCCCGUCCCCUCCCUGUCGGCUGCGUCUGCAGCAGGAACCCUCCUCAGCCACGAGAAGUUGCUGCUUCAGAUCAACACAGAGAGAGAGAUGGGCAGCAUGGACUACAAACUCGGGCAGGUCUCCAUCCACUCAGUCUGGCUGGGAAAUAACAUCACCCCACUGAGGGAGGAGGAGUGGGGGGAGGAUGAAGAGGAUGAAGCUGACACCCCUGCUCCCACCUCCCCCCCAUUAUCUCCUAUAAACUCCAGGAAGCACCGCGCUGGAGUGGACAUCCACUCGUGUUCUCAGUUCCUCCUGGAGCUCUACAGUCAGUGGCUGAUCCCCGGCUCCCCGGGUCACAGGAGGACCCCCACCAUCCUCAUCAGUGAGGUGGUUCGAUCGCUGCUGGCAGUGUCAGACCUGUUCACUGAGCGGAACCAGUUUGAAAUGAUGUUCUCGACGCUGAUGGAGCUGCAGAAGCUCCACCCACCAGAGGAUGAGAUCCUGAACCAGUACCUGGUCCCUGCCGUCUGUAAAGCUGCUGCUGUGCUGGGCAUGGACAAAGCCAUCGCUGAGCCUGUGUGCCGCCUGCUGGAAACCACCCUGCGCAGCACCCACCUGCCCAGCCGCAUGGGGGCCCUGCAUGGGGUGCUGUAUGUGCUGGAGUGCGACCUGCUGGAUGACACAGCCAAGCAGCUCAUCCCUGCUGUGUCAGAGUAUCUUCUGUCGAACCUCAGGGCCAUUGCUCAUUGUGUGAACCUGCACAACCAGCAGCAUGUGUUGGUGAUGUGUGCAGUGGCCUUCUACAUGAUGGAGAACUACCCUCUGGACGUAGGACCAGAGUUUAUGGCUGCAGUUAUACAGUUGUGUGGGGUCAUGGUGUCGGCCAGCGAAGACUGCACCCCCUCCAUUAUCUACCACUGUGUGCUGCGCGGACUCGAGCGCCUCCUGCUGUCGGAGCAGUUGUCCCGCAUGGAUGGAGAGGCGCUGGUGAAGCUCAGCGUGGACCGUGUCAACAUGCCGUCCCCGCACAGAGCCAUGGCCGCCCUGGGCCUCAUGCUCACCUGCAUGUACACCGCGGUGCUCGCGUCAGGCUCAGAUGGGGUUAGAGGUCAGGUCGGCUCUGCUGUAGCGGAGGCGCUGGCCGUCAUGGAGGGUCAUGUUGGUCUCUCCUUAGGCAAGGAGAAAGCCAGCCCCACCAGCUGGCCCACCCACUCUGACCCCCAUGCCCCGGACAGCGAGUCCAUCAUCGUCGCCAUGGAGCGGGUCUCUGUGCUCUUCGACAGGAUCAGGAAGGGUCUGCCCAGCGAGGCUCGGGUGGUGUCCAGGAUCCUGCCCCAGUUCCUGGACGACUUCUUCCCUGCACAGGAUAUCAUGAACAAGGUCAUCGGAGAGUUCCUGUCCAACCAGCAGCCUUACCCACAAUUCAUGGCCACCGUGGUCUACAGGGUGUUCCAGACGCUCCACGCCACAGGCCAGUCCUCCAUGGUGCGAGACUGGGUGCUGCUGUCUCUGUCCAACUUCACCCAGAGGACCCCGGUGGCCAUGGCCAUGUGGAGCCUGUCCUGCUUCUUCGUCUCGGCCUCCACCUCGCAGUGGAUCUCUGCCCUACUCCCACAUGUGAUCAGUCGAAUGGGCUCCAUCGAGGUGGUGGAUGUCAACCUGUUCUGCGUGGUGGCCAUGGACUUCUACCGGCACCAGAUUGACGAGGAGCUGGACCGCAGGGCCUUCCAGUCUGUCUUUGAGACGGUGGCGGUGCCCGGCAGCCCGUACCACCAGCUGCUGGGCUGCCUGCAGUCCAUCCACCAGGACACGUCGCUGUAACUCCGUCUGUGGGGGUGUGCCCAGAGGCUCGGAGGAGGGAAACAUGCCCAAGGGAAGCUGAUAGGGGGUAUUGGAGGGGCUGGGUGUUUUCUCCUCUCUACAGUGACAGGAAACCAAGUCUGAGGCCCGCCGCCGAGUGCCACCGUCAGUCUGAAAGUGAAGGAGAUCCGAGUCCAGACGUUUCUGCAUGGGAGGUGUCGGCGGCUCCUCCCACUUUGCACUUUUUCAUCGAAAAGAAAAUCAAAGAAAUUUAAAGCAGAAACCAAUCUGAAGGAUUGACCUGCUAAAAUGUCGCAAUACCAGUACAAUGUAGAGGAUAUUUACAGUUCCAUGUUCAGUUUGCGCCUCAUGAGGGUGCUCACACACCUGAGCACGCAUCAUGCCAGUGAUUAGGGAAAACGGCGCUCCAGCUGCUCCCUGAUGACUUGCAGUUUUAUUUUCCCUCAAGUGGGGGGGGGCAGCACAGCUGUUUUUGGUGAGGAUGUCAAACAGAGGAGACAGUCAUAAUCAAACCAUGAAUUCUGUCAUUUGCGUGUGUACAGUGACAGCGCGUCCUCCUUCCUGCGGCUCCCUGAGGAGGCCUCCUAUUUAUUCUCAGGACGUAAAAUGUGACUGUCAUUGUAAUCAGAUUACAGUCCUUCCUUGGUAUCUUGUAAAAUCACAGUUGUACAGUAACAAAAGCCAUGUUGCAUGAUGGCGUGGAAGCUCAGGUGUUCCUGUGCAACACCUUUUUAUCGGUCCGACUGACUGCAGGACGCUGCAAGCUUUUAGUGAUUCUGUGCGCUGUGGUUUCUCUGUACAUACUCUGCCUUAGAGGAUUCUAAAUGUCCCAUACAAUGACAUCACGCUCCGCACGGUUCCGGAUUCCUGCCUCGCCGUGAUGCAUCGGAGAUCGACUGACAGCAGCUUCGACAAAUCAAGACGAGGAAAUGUAGCGGCGUCCCACACAGGAGAGGAGUCUUCUGUUCCUGCUUUAAAUAUUGUUUCUGUUAUUAAUGGGUGAAUAUUGCAUCGUUCUCUCUGUGCAGAUUAUUAAAUACUUACAAACUGGAGCUCUGCUCUCCUGGUCCAUGGUGAAAAUAUUUCUUCUUCAUGUCACUUUCCAUGAAUAAUGUAAACAUAAUGUCAUUCUACAAUAAAGACUGAAUGUGAGGCCUCA